Messenger RNA from Phialemonium atrogriseum, 1077 nucleotides. RefSeq lists its product as uncharacterized. Bases 1 to 1077 code for a protein of 358 amino acids. The transcript is spliced from 3 exons. Gene Ontology annotation, molecular function: homoserine kinase activity; ATP binding. Gene Ontology annotation, biological process: L-threonine metabolic process. Lineage: Eukaryota; Fungi; Ascomycota; Sordariomycetes; Cephalothecales; Cephalothecaceae. The record is from RefSeq and is a predicted model, not a curated record.
AUGGCUUCGCCAACCGAGUCCUUUGUCAUUAAGACACCGUGCUCAAGCGCCAACAUCGGACCUGGUUUCGAUGUUAUCGGCCUGGCCCUCUCUAUGUACUUGGAGCUGCAUGUCACCAUUGACCGGUCCAAGGGCGAAUCAAGCGAGCCGCUCAAUUGCCGGAUCACGUACGAGGGGGAAGGCGAGGAUUCCGAUGAUAUAAGCCUGGAUCCUGAGGCCAAUCUCAUCACCCGUGUCGCCAUCUAUGUUCUGAGAUGCCACAACCAGCGCACAUUCCCUGCGGAGACUCAUGUGCACAUCAAGAACCCGAUCCCUCUUGGAAGAGGCUUGGGAUCCUCGGGGGCUGCCGUCGUAGCUGGCGUCCAGCUCGGUAACGAGUGUGGGCGGCUCAACCUCGACAAAGGCCGCUUGUUUGACUUCUGUCUUAUGAUCGAACGUCAUCCCGACAAUGUCGGAGCGGCUCUCUUCGGUGGGUUCGUUGGCACUUAUCUGAACCCCCUGAAGCCCGAGGACGUGGCCCGCACAGAGAUUCCCCUCAGUGAGGUGCUCCCUGCCCCUGCGGGCGGCGUCGACACUGGGGUGAAGCCUCCCGAGCCUCCUCACGCUAUUGGCCACCACAUCAAGUUUCCGUGGGCUCCGGAGAUCAAGGCCGUCACCAUUAUCCCCCAGUUCGAAGUCCCGACUCAUAAGGCUCGGGGGGUGUUGCCCGCCCAGUACCCCCGGUCGGAUGUGACGUUCAACCUGCAGCGGAUAGCUCUCCUGCCCGUGGCGCUUGGCCAGUCUCCUCCGGACCCGAAUCUGAUCUACCUUGCCAUGCAGGAUAAGAUACAUCAGCCAUACAGGCAAACCCUGAUCCCCGGCCUGAGUGAGAUCGUCGAGUCAAUGACGCCCGGCACCCAGUCGGGGCUGUUGGGGAUUUGCUUGUCUGGGGCGGGCCCAAGCAUAUUAGCGCUUGCCACAAGCAACUUCCAGGAGAUCGCAGAGAAGAUCAUGGAUAUAUUCAAACAACGUAACAUCGAGUGCAACUGGCAGGUACUCGAACCAGCCGAUGGUACUCAGGUUAUCCGGGCCAAGUAA